Messenger RNA from Pantherophis guttatus, 3177 nucleotides. RefSeq names its product RAN binding protein 1 (gene RANBP1). Gene Ontology annotation, biological process: positive regulation of mitotic centrosome separation; nucleocytoplasmic transport. Lineage: Eukaryota; Metazoa; Chordata; Lepidosauria; Squamata; Colubridae. Gene Ontology annotation, molecular function: GTPase activator activity. The record is from RefSeq and is a predicted model, not a curated record. Gene Ontology annotation, cellular component: cytoplasm; nuclear pore; centrosome.
GGCGUGAGGCCUCCCCACACGCUGCUCUAAAUUAAACCCCGCCGUUCCUCUCCUUUUCCUUCCCCCCCCACCUAACCACCCCACGCGAGAAAGUUCGUUCCUCACCCGCGGGAGAACGGCGGGAAAGAAACCGGGCCUCGCUUGGUUUUAUAUAGAACAAAGCCAUCGAGGUAAGGUAGGCCCAGGCUUUUUUUUUUUUUUUUUUUUUUAAAAAAAAAAUUCCCGUCAGCCCUUGCGGCGGCGGCAGCAGCGCGGUGGGCGUGUCCGCAGCGUCGUGUGGGCGGAGCCAAAGGCGGCGCAGCGACGGAGCUCGCGGCGGGAGAGGGCAGCGGAGGCGGGAAGCCGCACGGCGACGGGGAGCGAGCCCAACGGGGGAGCGGCAGCCCCACCAUGGCCGAGACGAAGGAUGCACACGAGGAGCAUGACUCAGCAACUGACAAUGCAGAUGAUUCUAACCACGACCCGCAGUUUGAGCCCAUCGUUUCUCUUCCUGAGCAAGAGAUCAAAACUCUGGAGGAAGAUGAGGAGGAGGUUUUCAAAAUGCGAGCAAAACUUUUCCGAUUCGCAUCAGAAAAUGACCUUCCAGAAUGGAAAGAACGUGGCACUGGGGAUGUAAAACUCCUGAAGCACAAAGAUAAGGGGACCAUCCGACUCUUAAUGAGGAGAGAUAAGACUCUUAAAAUCUGUGCAAACCAUUACAUCACACCUGUAAUGGAGUUGAAGCCCAACGCGGGGAGUGACCGGGCCUGGGUGUGGAACACACAUGCUGAUUUUGCAGAUGAGAGUCCUAAACCAGAGCUUCUGGCAAUUCGGUUUUUAAAUGCAGAAAAUGCACAGAAAUUCAAGGCAAAAUUCGAAGAAUGUAAGAGUGAAGUUGAUAAAAAGGGAAAGAAAGAAACAGACAAAAACGAUAGCGCUGAUAAAAUUGCUGAAAAAUUAGAAGACCUUUCUGUAAAGGACGAGUGCAAAGAAUCGGAGAAGAAAGAAGACAAGGAAAAGACUGAAGAAAAGCAAUAAAUCAUUUUGGGCCUUGUGUUUUUCUUAAUUUUUUUUUCUUUUCUUUUUUUUCUUAAUUUUUACAAGGGACUUUAUAAAGAACUGUAUUCUAAUGUUUUUUUUUUUUCUAAGCUUUUGCCCUUUUGGAAGAAUUCUCCAGGAAAAAAAAAAGAUCCAUUCCCCAGUCAUGAAAAUGUACUGUGCUAAAACUCGCUUUUCCAUAGUGGAAAUACUUAUUUAUAGUCAUCCAGGAGAGAGAACAAAUAAAGCUUUGGAAACGGUAUGAAAAAGGACAGGGUUUUCUAUAUACACUUCAGGUGUGGCUGCCCUUGUGACCUUGGGUUAUAUGUUUUGGGUGCCUAUUUUAGGUGAGGUGUAGUGUAACUGAAUUCUACUGAUUGGAGGGGAAAAAAAAGAGUAACAAAGAUGUUUUCUGAUGCAUUUGUGGCUGAAUGUUGCAAUGACUGAAAGGAGAAAUGUUAUGCUAAGGUUCCUUUUCUUGUAAUUGAGGUUUGAGUGACCUUAAGUGUUCUUGCGCAGAUUUAUUAGGAGAAAAACGGCAUGUCCCUUAGAAUCUAAUGUCAUCCCACAAUGGCCUAUGACGUAUUUCAAAAUAUUGCUGUUUCUUUUGGUCAUCCUUGGCAAGCCAGAAAGGCGGAAAUAAUAUCUUUUUUUAAUUAUUAUCAAAAGCGGGAGAUGUCCAGCGAAUGCGAUUUUUUUUUUAAAAGCCGUUUCGAAGGCCUUUCUCCUCUUCCCCCCCCCCCCCCUUGAAGAGCAAAAAUCUUUCUUUGCAAAUCUGGACAGGCUCUAAUGUGUAAAAAAGGGGGCAGAAAGUCCAAUUCCUUCUGUAUAACAAUUUUCAGUAUAAACUCCCAUGUAGGUAUGAAGACAAGUAAUAACAUUUUCUGUUGCUUUGCUGUCUCGAUUAUAGCGUUUUCAUAGUGUGUUCUGGGGAAACGGGGUGGGGUGGGAUUCACCUUUUUUUAAGAUAACUUUUUGGUUGUGAGAAAAAAUAAUCACCUUUCUUACUUAACGCCACCGGGGGUGUGGUGGGGAAGCACUGAUGUCUGCAUUUGCAUCCGUUAGUCGACAUGAUUCCCUCAUUUAACAAUAAACUUUUGGGUAACAAAAAAACGUUUUCGUUGUGGGCUCCCUCCUCAUUGUCACUGAUACUUCAAAGAAUAUCCUGUUUAAGAUUCACAGCCCAAGGACACCCCUAAGAGACCAAAAAUGUUCUGUAUGAUGAGCUUCUGCAUCUGUAACCGUGGGCUACGCUCACCCAACCUAGUAUGUUGUCGCUUUUCCAUCCUCGUGGCAAAAUGGAUUAAUAAUUGGUGUUUGGAAAUGGGGUGGGGGGGGAGAGAGAGUUUUUUUUUACUUAUAACUCAGGCUUUCUCGGUGUGUGUAUGUUCUGUAAACUGUAUUCCCUCCUUGGCCCAUUUCUCUUGACGGUAGAAAUCUCCCCCCAAAAGUAACACAGGUGGUCUGUCCUGCAUAUAAGUUGAGAGUGCCUGGUCUAGCUUCUUUCAAAAGAUUCAAGUUCUCCAUGUCAGCUUAUUCUGGUGUUCCUCAACCGUGGCAGCUUUCAUGAAGGUGUGCGGACUUCAGCUCCCAGAAUUCCCCAGUCAGCCUAUGGAAUUCUGGGAGUUGAAGUCCACACAUCUUCCGUGUUGCCAAACGUUGGCUUACAUGCUCGCAUUGAGAGUGUGGCUAUAAAACAUUCCUUUUCUCUUGUUUAAAACAACAUGCACAGUCGUCUUGUCAUUACUUUAAUUAAAACCUUUUGUUCAAUUAACAGCAGAACUGUUUGAACUCUUCCAUGAUCUUUUUCUGGAAUGUUUUAAGUAUUUCCUUGAUAGUCUGUCUCUCCCUCCCUCCCCCCAAUCAUCAUUACAUUUUUAUGGAUGUAUUAGUUUCUUCCUGUAGUAUUGUAAUUUUUUUAUUAUUAUUAUUAUUAUUAUUUUGCGUUAUUAUACUUUGACUAAGGCAUGACUGCAGGUAGGGAGAUGCAGAAAUACCUCAACCAGUCCCACGGACCUGUCAGUAUACCCAACAGUAAAAGUAAAAAGGGCAUUCCUUGAACGAUUAUUUUUCCAGACCGAAAUCACUAUAAAUGAUUUUAUCAAAAAAGAGGCACUGUGCACCCGGCUAACUUUGAAAUAAAUUUAAUCUUCAUCUUUU